Molecule: messenger RNA, 5794 nt
Organism: Tetranychus urticae (two-spotted spider mite)
Lineage: Eukaryota; Metazoa; Arthropoda; Arachnida; Trombidiformes; Tetranychidae
Gene: Pkc98E
Product: Protein kinase C
Biological process (GO): protein phosphorylation
Molecular function (GO): diacylglycerol-dependent serine/threonine kinase activity; ATP binding
Source: RefSeq, a predicted model, not a curated record
AAUAAUUUAUUAAAGAAUGGCCAAAGACUCAAGGCAAGAGCUAAUUUAAAUGGUAAACGGCUAAAUACAAAAUCUAAAGUCAACAGAAGUCGUUAGCUCGCUUAAUUUUAGAUUUGAAUGGAAACCUAAACUCUGGAUAUACUCGCAACUUUAUGAUCUCAAUUUCUGGAUUAUCAGAUUAACAGUAACAAUAACAAUAAAACCAGUUUCACUGUUUAUGAUUUAUCCAAGUUUAAAUUAUAAAUCUUUAAUUUGCUUCAUAAUACACCGUUAACUCGUUAUGUAAACGUAUCAUUACAUUUCUGAAUCCAACAAAUCCUUACACUAUCAAUCAAUUUACAACACUUAGACACCCAAGUAGAUGUGAUAAGUUUUUUUGUUUCUUAGACUCAAUUUUUUCUCAGGCUGAUCAUCAACUAAUUGUCAGUGUUGUAAAUAUUUUAUUACAUUAUAAUAAAUAUUUUUCUUGAUUUACUUUACAUGUAAUAACGUUAUUGUCCACCAGCAGUCUACAGUAAACACCUUGUUGGAUAUUUUUUUUUACCAAGAAAUACUUUUCUGACAGACUCUCUGGUUUCUGGUUGUGCUCAGGCAGAAGAAACCAAGUGAUUCAAUGCACCAGACUCCAAAUCUUAUUCUCUCAUGUUGAUCAUCAUUCAAUUUGCUCGCCAUUUUCCUGACUUUCACUUUCUUAUUCAUCUCUUCUCUGUCUCUAGUCAUCAUCAACAUCAUCUUUUAUUUUACUUCUCUUUCUCUCCUUCUCUCUCUAUCUCUCUCUGUAGAUAUCUGUCUUCUUUAUCUUUAUGUUUGCACUAAAUGCUGUUCGCAAUGUUUCGUUUUAAUAACCAUUUUUCAACUCAAUUAUUUCAAUUUUCCUUUGCUUUUCAUUCUAUUUAAUUCAAGUAAACCUUUUAAUCAUCCUAUCAUCAUUCAACCAUCACCAAAGUCUUCGUAACUCUUUCAGUUUCUCUUUUAUCUUCUCUACUCUGUAUAAUCUCUACUCUAUUUUUCUCUUCUCUUUUUUUUCCUCUGUGUAUAUCUUUUUCCUUCUCUCUAUUGCUCACCGGUUGUUGUGAUUAUUGUCUUUUUGUUUUUGGAACUGCAUUUAUUUCCCACUUUAAAUAUGGUUAUUAGUGAAUUUACCUGGUUCUUCGACUAACCAAUCAUCCACCAUAUCUGAUGCCGUUUCAUGGUUAUUGAUUGUGUCAGCUUGGUGCCAAAGAACUGUUCAAAAAUUGUUAUCUCAACUUGUUUUUAACCUUUUACCUUAACUGUUUUCUUGUUUCCCCACUUUGCCUAUUCUAUUUUUAUUUACCUAAUUUUGAUUUAAUUUAUUAUUCUAUUACUGUUGAUUUUAAAUCAUCUCACAUCUCAUCAACAAAUACAUCACAUCACCUCUAACUUUUUUUCUCUUCAACUGCGAUUAUUUUUGGAUGCUUUACAAAACGUGUGAAAAGCAACUAGCAACACCAUCGUUAUCAUUUUAUAUCAACCUCAAUAAUAUCAACAUUUCCAUCAUCAAUAAUAUCAUCUUUAAUUCUCAUCGCCAUCACCAUUGCUUCCGGUUUUAACAUUUGCAAAGAGACGAGGAAAAAUAGAAGAAGAAGGAGAAAUAUUCCAAGAAAGAUUGGAAAGAUAGCAAGGAAGGAAAAUUUAACCCAAGACGAGACUGAAGGCUGAAACGAAGCUGUUUAUAUAUAAAUACAUAUAUAUAUUAUACCAUAACAGGGGAAAAAACAAGUAAACAAACCGAAGAAAGUCAUAUACAAGUCAAGGUUUCCAUAACCAAGAUACUUAAUUUUACACACUUCAUAGCCAGUGCUACUUAACCCGAAAACCAAAGAAACAAAAAGAGGCAAAAAGUAGGAAAUUGCCAAAGGCCAGAGGAAUAGGACCAGAAAGGAAAAGCGUUGACCAGAAAUAUUUUAGAAAGUCAUUCUAAGAAUGCCGUCAUGUUUUGUGGGCAACCUUAGAGUGACCAUUGUACAAGCAGCCGAUCUAAAGCCAACUGAAUUUUCAACCAGACAUGGAGGUGUUAUCCUGAGACAAUUAGAUCCGUACGUGUCAGUUGAUAUUGAUGAUAUUCACAUUGACCGUACAUCAACUGCACAAAAGACCUUUCACCCAAUAUGGAAUGAAGAUUUUUGUGUUGAGGUUGCGAAUGCUCAGUGUUUAUCGUUAACUGUUUUUCACGAUGCUUCUAUACCUCCAGAUGAUUUUGUUGCCAAUUGUAUAGUUGUUUUGGAUGAUUUAGUUAAUAAUAAUAAUGGACGAGUUAACGAUGUACAUGAUAUCUGGGUUGACUUGGAACCUGAAGGAAAGAUUAAUCUUAUUGUUGAUCUUAGCGAUGUUGAAAAGAAACCAAAGGAGUUCAGAGAAAGAGCUGGACUCAAUAGACGUCGAGGUGCAGUUCGGCGUCGAGUCCAUCAAAUCAAUGAACAUAAAUUUAUGGCCACCUAUCAUCCACAGCCAACAUUUUGCUCCCAUUGCCGUGAAUUCAUUUGGGGCAUAAUAGGUAAACAGGGUUAUCAAUGUCAAGUUUGUACUUGUGUAGUCCAUAAAAGAUGCCAUGAAUUUGUCGUUACAAAAUGUCCUGGUUCAAAGGAUAAAACUGCUUUCGAGGUGGUCGAAAGUCGUUUCAAUAUAAAUGUACCUCAUCGAUUUGUUAUUCACAAUUAUAAAAGACCAACUUUCUGUGAUCAUUGUGGCUCAAUGUUAUACGGUUUUUUCCGCCAAGGACUUCAAUGUGAAGCUUGUAAUAUGAAUGUUCACAAACGGUGUCACAAGAAUGUAGCAAACAAUUGCGGAAUCAAUCCAAAGCAAUUGGCUGAGACAUUGCGUGAUAUGGGAAUAUCAGGAGAUAAGUUGAAUCGUCGCAGGAAGAAGCCUGUUGUUGGUGAAUCAUCUAAAUUUUGCGCAGCGGCUGAACGUUCCAACACCUCACCAUUACCUUGUGCUACUGAUUUUAAUCUAGAAUCUGAGUCAAAAAAUCUUUUACUAGGCGACUUAUCAUCUUCUGAUAUGAUGGUGGGUCGUCUAUCAUUUACGGAUAUGCCGUCCAGUAGUAGUGCUAGUAGUAGUAGCGAUAACAAAGAUGCUCAUAGAGAGCAACAGGAAAUAAAUCUUCAGCAAAUUAUCGAUAGAGUACCAUCGGACAUGGGAGAAACGGAAAAGCCAGCCAGAAAAUAUGGUGUAGAUGAUUUUAGGUUCAUAAAAGUUCUGGGAAAAGGAAGUUUUGGCAAGGUUAUGCUCGCUGAGUUUAAACACACUGAAGAGGUUUAUGCUGUCAAAGUGCUGAAAAAAGAUGUAAUUUUACAAGAUGACGAUGUCGAUUGUACAAUGACAGAGAAACGAAUCCUGACUCUUUCCGCAAAACACCCUUUCCUAACUGCCCUUCACUCUUGCUUCCAAACUGAGGAUCGAUUAUUUUUUGUAAUGGAAUACGUUAACGGUGGUGACCUUAUGUUCCAAAUUCAAAGAGCAAGAAAAUUUGACGAAGCAAGAGCGAAAUUCUAUGCAGCUGAGGUUGUUUUAGCUCUUAUGUUUCUUCACAAUCAAGGAGUUAUUUACAGAGAUUUGAAAUUAGAUAAUAUCCUGCUAGAUAGUGAAGGACAUUGUAAAAUUGCCGAUUUUGGUAUGUGCAAGGAAAAUAUCAGAGAUGGUUCUACAACGACUACUUUUUGUGGUACACCGGACUACAUUGCUCCAGAAAUUUUACAAGAACUUGAUUAUGGACCGUCUGUUGAUUGGUGGGCUUUGGGUGUUUUAAUGUAUGAAAUGAUGGCUGGACAACCACCAUUUGAAGCUGACAAUGAAGAAGAUCUUUUUGAUUCAAUUUUAAGAGAUGAAGUUUUAUAUCCAGUUUGGCUGAGCAAAGAUGCCGUCUCAGUUUUAAAAGGAUUUAUGACCAAAGAACCUGCAAAGAGACUAGGUUGUGUAGCAAUGAAAGGAGAUGAAAAUGCCAUUUUGAUUCAUCCAUUUUUUAAAGAUAUAGAUUGGAUUGAUUUAGGAGCUAGAAGGAUUAAACCUCCAUUUAAACCCAAAAUUAAAACAAAGCGAGAUGUAAACAAUUUUGAUCAAGAUUUCACCAAAGAAGAGCCUGUUUUAACUCCUGUUAAUCCUGAAGUUUUGAGAAAUAUUAAUCAGGAGGAAUUUAAAGGAUUCUCGUUUGUCAAUGAUGAUUUUAAUCCACACCGUUUUAUCGAAAUGGAAGGCCAUUUUCCAUCAUAACGAACAUUUAACUAGGAAAAGAAAGAUUCUCGUUGCAUUUCAACAUUGAAAUUUACAUACUCACAACAAUUUCACAUUUCAAAUCAUCUUUCAUUGGAAAAGCACAUUCAUAUAUACACAGAAAGAAGACCCAACACAUAUAAAGAUAUUUAUAUUAUCAAAAUGCAAUUUAUUGUCAUCUGAUCAUCACAACCAUCUUCAUCAACACAUAAUCAUAAUCAUCUUCAUCGUCAUUACCAUCAUCCAAAACCAUCAAUUCACGAGGAGGCAACAAUUUAUGAGCUCACUUCACAACCAACCGACAAACAUAAAAGAUGAAUAGUUCUGUAUGGAGUCAUUUUACACAAGAUAAAAAGAAUCACAAUAUUACUAAAUUGUAUCGCAACAAAACAAAAGACAUUAUCAUGGACAACUGUUAUCUUUUUAACAAUUCAUCAGCCUAUUUACAAUUAUCCUCCCUGCCUUGCAAUCACAAAAUUAUUCAAAACUACAUCAAUUGCAUCAAACGAUCAAGAGAUUCAUUUUUAUUCGAGCAACAUCAAGAACAAUAUGUAUUAAUAAUGCUGACCUGUUAAUAUUGACCUAAGAGAAUUAAAUUUUUUUGUUUUAGGAAAACAAAUACAGUUGUAAGUUGAGCCUUGAAAAUAACGCACGAUAUUGCCGUUUUCCACAUUUCUCUCAUGGAGCCGAUCCUGAUUGUUGAUUUUCCUCUGAAUUGGACUCAACUCACUUCAAGACAAAGAAGAAAGCAAAUCAUAUAUUAAAACUAAAGAACAGAAAAGAAACCAAAAUUAUAAUAUAAAUAAUAAUUUACCUGUAAAUAUAAUCUUGAUACAAGAACCAGAAAGCGUAUCUUAAAAGCGAAGGACAACACCCAUGAUAACUCAUCUUUAGCUUCACUUUAAAUUAAUUUGGUGAGAUUAACUAUCGAAUGUGCAGUUGAAAGGGAAUCAUGGACUUAGACUGAGCAAAUGGACACGCAAAAAAUGAACUAAUUAUUUCUGAAACACAAAAAAACAAUUACAUCAGAACAUCACCCUUGUUUAAAGAUUCAAUCGUAGGAUUACCGUUUUUGGAAUUUCGCCUUUUUUCUCUUCUUGAUUUAAUUUUUAAUUUCUGAUUACCAUUAAUGUUUUAGAGCCGGAUAAAUGAAAAUGAAGCAAAUCUAAACCCACACAGCAUCAAUCAUUAAUUGUUAUAAAGCCAACAAUUUGGAGACAACAGUGCAAAUCUAGUCAUCAUCUCAAAAUUUAAGGACAACCCAACAAAUUACGAUAAAUUCACAAUUAAUGCAGAUCUCAACCAUUUAAAAAUUGUCUUUUUAUCUUCUUUAAUUUAAGUUAAUACUGCCCGGUGCAGACCAUCAAGUUGAACAUAAUACAAAAUACCGUUUAAUAUGUUGUUAUAGCAUAGAAAAUCAAAAUCAAUGUAUUAUUAUUAUUACUAUUAUUAUUACUGCUAUUGCUAUUAUUAUUUGAUUAUUAUUUUAAUUUGAUUAUGUUAUGGUUUUAACAAACAAAAAACAGUUUCGCACAGCAGCACAUAAAGAAAUAGUAAACCAAAA